UCAUUGAAAGCUUCAGUGACCGAUGUUUAUCCAAAACCCGGAAGUGUAUGUAUGUGUGCUGUGUAUACCAGAGUCAUACCGUUCAGUAACUUCUGUUUUAUAAGGUAAAUAUUUGUAUCUCCACUAUAAUAAUUUCCCAAGUUGCGAGACGAUGGGGACGGACUCUAGCGACCCAAUUAUUUUCAUAGACAGCUGGUCGCCCAUGGAUACGUCGGACCCGAGGGAGGGCACCGCCAGCCCAGACGAAUUUAACGAGGAGGACAACUCUGAGGACAGCGAGACUGUGGCCAAGACUUGCACCUACGAGGGCUGCACAGAGACUACAACCCAGAUAGCUAAACAAAGGAAACCUUGGAUGUGCAAAAAGCACCGCAACAAAAUGUACAAGGACAAGUACAAAAAGAAGAAAAGUGACCGGGCCACCACCAGCACCAGCCAGCCAGAAGACAGUACAGAUGGUACAGUUCCUGCCGCUAAACAACGUGUGGGUUCCCCAGGUGAUCGCCCAGCAAGACCGUCUCUUCUGGAGCAAGUGUUAAACCAGAAAAGAUUAUCUCUUCUCAGAAGUCCCGAUGUUGUCCGCUUUCUGCAACAACAGCAGCGGAUGCUCAGUGAACAAGCACAGCAACGGAAGCAUCAGCAGUUUCAAGGGGCACCGGUGUGACUGUAGAACAGACCAACUUCAGGCAUGUGAACGAGUGUUGUAGCUGCAAAAAACAGAAUCCUGUAUAUAGGGUGCCAUCGGUCGAUGUAGCAUUGCUACAUUUCUAAAAAGAAUGGAUUGUACAUGAUUGAAGCUUAUAUGUUGCAAUAAGCUCAGGGUCAUGUAGAAUAGUGAAUCCCUUCCGUGUUUGUAUAUGCUACGUAUUUGAAGGGAAUGUGUUUUGUGUUGCUUGUCCUUGUACAACACUUUGGGAGAAGCGUGUGCAGUAAGGUAGCAUUUGGACUUUGAGGAUAGUACCAAAUUUCUUCGUUAUCUGACACACUAGACUAGUGAUGAAAGUCCCAGCAGUAGUUCAGUGUUAACUUUGUCCAAAUAUGCAAGGCCAGUAAUAAAGUGUGUGUUAGUGAAAGUGAGUAAAGGUUAAUGUCAAUGCUUAAUAUCAUUUGCCUGCAUGUCAUGUGUAUGUCUGUCUGUAUUGAGAAUUGUGAAAUGGCAGACAUGCUGCAAUUUCUUUGCAGAUCCCUGGGUCAUACACUGAGACAGAAGCCUAUAUAAGCCUUCUCGCCACCCCCCAGAAAAAAAUUUGAAACCUUAAUGAGGUUCGGACAGCUGUUGCAGUUAGGUUAAACAUGAUGGCACGAUUGUGAACGUAGUGGGAACAUUUUGUGGUACUGUGUGCCAUUUACUUGUAUCUUUUUUGGAACUGUUGCCAACGUUUGCCAUGCACAAUAACAUAACCAAGAGCUGAAACAAGUAAAAGGACUGGACAUUGUUACCUCUUAUUUCGGCACAUUUUUGAAUUUGAGUAUUUAAAGUGUAGAGCUGAGACUCCAUUUUCUUCUAGCACUGUUAUUUGAAGGUGUGGCCAGAAGUGAAGCAUUGCAGAAUAACUUUAAAUGCUUUUAACUGUUUUGUUAAGAGAAUUCUGUACAGAAUAAAAAUAUCCCAAACCACUGUGUAGUGCUUAA
This is a messenger RNA of Protopterus annectens (West African lungfish), 1632 nucleotides long. It is a transcript of the gene RFXAP, whose product is annotated as regulatory factor X associated protein. The transcript has 3 exons. The record is from RefSeq and is a predicted model, not a curated record. Bases 152 to 664 code for a protein of 170 amino acids. Gene Ontology annotation, biological process: regulation of transcription by RNA polymerase II. Gene Ontology annotation, cellular component: nucleus. NCBI's taxonomy places the organism in Eukaryota, Metazoa, Chordata, Ceratodontiformes, Protopteridae.